This is a messenger RNA of Erythranthe guttata (spotted monkey flower), 793 nucleotides long. NCBI's taxonomy places the organism in Eukaryota, Viridiplantae, Streptophyta, Magnoliopsida, Lamiales, Phrymaceae. The record is from RefSeq and is a predicted model, not a curated record.
AUUAAGAGGAGAAGAUAUGCCAGAAUCAUUUUCUUGGUCAUACAAAAGGAAAUACAAGACAGGGUAUGUUUGGCAAGACUUACUAGAUGAUGAUCUUGUUACUCCAAUUUCAGACAAUGAAUUUGUCCUUAAAGGUUCUGAAAUUUCCUCCACCACUAAUAACAACACAGAAUCAUCAGAAACCACCUCAAUCUAUGUCCCAACAAAACCAUCAUCGGAAAUCGAAGAAUCGUCCAUCGACUCGGAAACUUCGACGUUAACAGACGAAUAUUCAGACAAGAUCAUGCAAGAAGCAAAAUCUUCGAUUUUUGGUUCCACGUUUGUCACAAAAGAGAAAAACGAAAAAACGACGAACAAAGUUAAGGUCGCAGAUUCCUCGUCAAAUAAACCCAAUUGCACGUCGAAUAUAUUUCGGAAUUUGAUAACUUGUGGAGCAGUGGAUACAAAUGAUUCAGCUCUGAAGGUGAAAAAUAAGAGUAAAAUUCGUGAUGGGGCGAAAGAUUCGUCGAAGAAAAAGGUUCAUUUUAGCGAGCAAAUGGUUUCUCGUCCUUCUUACAAGCCACUCAACGGACCCAAUUGUUCGCAAUGUGGAAAGCAAUUCAAGCCAGAGAAACUACAUGCACAUAUGAAAUCCUGCAAGGGAAAUAAAGCAUUGGCCAAAGCUUCGUCUAAUCCCUCGAUUUAUGCUACUAAUUCCGAUAAUAUCUCACAAAUAUCAACAAAAUUAUUCAAGAACGAGGACUCGGUUUCUAGCUAUCUCCUCACUCGUUGAUUAUUCGAACACUUUAUUUUG